Messenger RNA from Cyprinodon tularosa, 1841 nucleotides. Its product is annotated as zinc finger protein 658B-like. The record is from RefSeq and is a predicted model, not a curated record. The coding region runs from base 38 to 1330 and encodes 430 amino acids. NCBI's taxonomy places the organism in Eukaryota, Metazoa, Chordata, Actinopteri, Cyprinodontiformes, Cyprinodontidae. The transcript is spliced from 5 exons.
AGAAAACUUUCUUAAAAAAAAGCAUUUAUUGGUUCACAUGAGAACUCACACAGGUCAGAAGUUUUAUUGUCUGUCCUGUGGAAAAAGCUUCACUAACAAAUCUAAUCUCGAUACACACAUCAGAGUUCACACUGGUGAGAAACCUUUUGAAUGUCUGACCUGUGGAAAAAGCUUUAAUCAAAAGAGUCAUUUGACUUCUCACAUGAGAGUUCACACAGGUGUGAAGCCUUUUGAAUGUCUGUCCUGUGGAAAAAGCUUCACCUCUAAGUCUGAUCUUAAUAAACACAUCAGAGUUCACAGGGGUGUGAAGCCUUUUGAAUGUCCGUCCUGUGGAAAAAGCUUCACUGACAAAUCUAACCUUGAUACACACAUCAGAGUUCACACUGGUGAGAAACCUUUUGAAUGUCUGACCUGUGGAAAAAGCUUCACUUACAAAUCUAAUCUCGAUACACACAUCAGAGUUCACACUGGUGAGAAACCUUUUGAAUGUCUGUCCUGUGGAAAAAGCUUCACUAACAAAUCUAAUCUCGAUACACACAUCAGAGUUCACACUGGUGAGAAACCUUUUGAAUGUCUGACCUGUGGAAAAAGCUUCACUAACAACUAUAAUCUCGAUACACACAUCAGAGUUCACACUGGUGAGAAACCUUUUUCUUGUACCAUUUGUAGCAAUACAUUUAAUCAAAAGAGUCAUUUGACUUCUCACAUGAGAGUUCACACAGGUGUGAAGCCUUUUGAAUGUCUGUCCUGUGGAAAAAGCUUCACCUCUAAGUCUGAUCUUAAUAAACACAUCAGAGUUCACAGGGGUGUGAAGCCUUUUAAAUGUCCGUCCUGUGGAAAAAGCUUCACUAACAAAUCUAAUCUCGAUACACACAUCAGAGUUCACACUGGUGAGAAACCUUUUGAAUGUCUGACCUGUGGAAAAAGCUUCACCUCUAACUCUGAUCUUAACAAACACAUCAGAGUUCACACGGGUGUGAAGCCUUUUAAAUGUCCGUCCUGUGGAAAAAGCUUCACUAACAAAUCUAAUCUUGAUACACACAUCAGAGUUCACACUGGUGAGAAGCCUUUUGAAUGUCUGUCCUGUGGAAAAAGUUUCACUAACAAAUAUAAUCUAGAUAAACACAUCAGAGUUCACACAGGUGAGAAGCCUUUUUCUUGUACCAUUUGUAACAAUAAAUUUAAUCAAAAGAGUCAUUUGACUUCUCACAUGAGAGUUCACACAGGUGAGAAGCCUUUUUCUUGUACCAUUUGUAACGAUAAAUUUAAUCAAAAGAGUCAUUUGACUUCUCACAUGAGAGUUCACACAGGUGUGAAGCCUUUUGAAUAGUCACAGCAGUUAGAUGCCACAGGAAUGAACAGUAGAGGUGUUUACCAUGUUUGACUGGUGAUAAAAUGUCCAUCUAGAAACUCCUUCACCUCAUUACAUAAGAAACUCACGGGUUAAUGUUCUUUUUUUUGAGGCAAGUUUUGAGAAAGCCAUUAAUCAACAGCUCUGUUUACAUAGAAAAUAAAACAGAUAAGGUGUUAUAUAGUAAAUCUGGUAAAUACUCAGGUCCUAUGAUUUAUUUUUAUGUUUUUUUGUUUGUUUUUUUUUUAUUGCCAAUAUGUAAUCUGUUCCUGAUCUUUUCAUGAUAGUCUGAAUAAUAAAAAUCUUAAUUUGCAACAAUAGUUCUGGACCAUUUUAGAAAAAGUGAGAAUGUUAGAGGUUUUUGAUGAACAACUUGUACAACUCAAUUUGUGUAGUUGUACACAAAAAUUAAAAAACAUUUUUUUCUCGUACUCAUCGUCUCCCGCUUUAUCCGGAACCGGGUCGUGGGGGCAGCAGACUAAGCAGAGAC